Rana temporaria (common frog) is the source of this 1067-nucleotide messenger RNA. RefSeq names its product odorant receptor 131-2-like. Gene Ontology annotation, biological process: G protein-coupled receptor signaling pathway. Bases 142 to 1065 code for a protein of 307 amino acids. Gene Ontology annotation, cellular component: membrane. Lineage: Eukaryota; Metazoa; Chordata; Amphibia; Anura; Ranidae. The transcript has a single exon. The record is from RefSeq and is a predicted model, not a curated record. Gene Ontology annotation, molecular function: G protein-coupled receptor activity.
CAAGCGGGGACAAAGACAGUAGAUAAAAACCUGAAAGAACUUUUAACUCUUCCACAUUCCAUCCAACACCAAAAAAAAAAAAAGUUUUGGCUAGAGAUACAUUUUAAGAUUCUUUUACUUUUAAUUUCAGACAAAAGACCAAUGGUGAACAUCACGCAACCUUCGGGUAACAGGACCACUCUGUCUGCAUAUGAUGAAAAGACCAUCGAAACUGUAAGGACGUCUCUGUUGGUUGUGAUGCUUCUUGGCUUCUGCUUCUUCCUGUACCUAAUGAAAAUUUUGUUGAGUGUUUAUUUCACCACCGACCACAUCCGGGACAACUCCCGCUAUAUUCUGUUUGCCCACAUGCUCAUCACGGACACAGUGUAUCUGUUCAUAUGUCUUUUGCUAGCGGUUUGUUCACUCUACCUGGUGUAUCUCCCAUUCUCUGUCUGUUACACGGCGGUGGCUGCAGCUUCGACAUCUUUUAUCGUCACUCCAUAUAAUCUGGCCAUUAUGUCACUGGAACGUUAUGUGGCUGUCUGCUUCCCAUUGAGGCACACAGUAAUUUGCAGCGUGCAGAAUACCUGCAUUGCCAUUGCAGUUAUUUGGGUGCUGGGGUUGGUCACUCCAAUCGUAGAACUUAUAGCUGUGCUGUUUUUGAUUAACAAGGACGUUUUGGCCCUGAAGGUCAAAUGUAGUUAUAUGGCAGUAACGAUAAUUCCAUUACAAAGUUCCAUAAAGUCCCUCAGCAUUGUCUUCAGCCUCUCAGUGGUAGGAAUGAUACAUAUGUUUACUUACAUGAAGGUCAUCAUCGCGGCCAAGAAGAUAAGUUCGGGUACGUCGUUUGCCUCCAAAGCGGGACGGACGGUCAUACUCCACACCUUCCAGCUACUGCUGUGUAUGACGUCUCUCAUCUCCUCAUUCAUUGACACCAUCUUCGCCGACAACAUUGUCUUCUUGCGCAUGACUUUCUUUUUGGCGUUCAUGUUUUUGCCAAGGUUCCUCAGUCCUUUGAUCUAUGGGUUACGUGAUGUGGUCUUCCGCAAGUAUUUGAAAAAGUUGGGGACUCCUGCCAUUUUGUAAAU